AUGGCGUCCACCAUGGACCAUGAGAAGGUAGAACUUAUGAAACAGCUGCAGAUGUCAGACUUGGGAUCUGAUCGGCGUGAGUAUAUCUCGACGCGUGAGGACAAACGUUACGGACAGCAAUAUUCAUACGAAGAGAUCGAGUCCUCUCGAGCAUUUCACAAGGAGAAAACUGCCUCAGGACGUCAGGCCCUGGCUCAUCAGCCUGCGCUAAAUGCUUGGUCGACACUCGCUCAGAAGGUGAAUGAUACCGAUAGUAUCGAAAAGCUGGAUCCGCUUAUGCAUGGCCAAAGCCACCGAGCUCGACUCAUGGAGAAGAUCAAAGAGCAAGGUGGCCAACAGUAUGGUGAAGGAUACGGCAAAAACAGCCAAGCAAAGUCGGAAAACCAUCAUCCAUUCUCCCCCGUCUCGUCUGGUCGUGGAGGUGGCAUUGCGAGAACUCGGGGUCGUGGACGUGGCUUGGGGCCCCGUGGAGCUCCCGAGGGAAUCGCCAUGCGCUCGCACUCCGUGGCACUGCCAACUGGAGCUGCGUUGACUAGACAGGACCCUGCGCUGGACUCGAACAAUGGUGGACCCGUCACAGCUGGAAGAAAUUACCGUGGCGUACGAGGUCGAGGUCCAAGAGGCCAUCCUACGAGACCUACCCCACUACUCCGACGGCCGGCACCUAUGGAGGACUUUUCAAAAAAUCUGGGGUCGGGCGUUGAGUUCAUGCAAAAGGCCCAGGCCCAGGGAUACACCAAACCGACUUCACAUGUCACAUCGACCUCCCCGUCUCGACUUUCGCCAUCCCCAGCACGACGGUCUUCUCCCUCGCAAUCCGUAUCUCCUAGCCGACGUUCUGUGACUCUAACAGGACCCGUUGCUCGAUCAUCGUUCCCUCCUUCCUCUCCAAAGGCCGUGAAGCAAGCACCGCCGGAAAAGCAACAGGCUACGGCGACAAUCCUCAAACCGUUCGCUCCAGCUUCGAAGCUACCCGCUGCUGAGAAAAAGGCCGCGCCCAAAGCUAGGCCACUGGAACAGCCAUUAUCGCAGGCCACAACCCUGAAGCCGUUCGCGCCAGUGCCGAAACCCCCCGCCCCCAGACAAAGCCCCCCCCUCAAAGAGAGGUCGCUGGAACAGGCCAAAAUCCAAAAGACACUUUCUUCAACCCCGAAACCGUCUGUUACUGAGACAAACCCUGCUGCCAAGAAUAGAUCGCCAGAGCCAUCUGCGGACAUUUCGCUCAUCGACUUCUCGUCAGAAGAUGAAACCCCCGAGCCUCAGCCUGGCCCUUCCACGCAAGUCCCACCAAGAGUUCCCACUGGCCCUCUCUUGGAUCUUUUGGAUUUCGAAGACAACAAUGGUCUUGGACUAUUGACUCCCAACAGAUCCAGAAUAAGCCAAACGAUCGAAAAUCAGCUUUCAGGACUUGAAUUCGAACAAUCUGAUCCCGAGCAUGAGACCGUACCCCAGGAAUUACGGACUGUGAAUUCUCAGGCUACAGUUAUGAUUGACGGCUUGAAGACCUCUUCCUCUUCCAAAGAGCCAGUGAGGAUAUCAACCCCCGUCAAAGAUAUUUCGAGUCAGGAUGAAUUUCUCACCCCUCCCGGAUCAAAGAAGAGCCAAGCCGGCAGCUUUAUCGAUCAUCGUUCACCCCAGAACAGCUUGUCUUCUGGCGACUCAACACAGCGAGCGAAGGAAACUCUGCCAGAAGAAAACCUCUCUCCUCGAAAGUCAGGACCCGCUGUCUCCGAACCACCUCUCCAAGGUUUCGACAGACUGCAAAUUUCCGAGCCCCCAGGAUUAGAGUUCCAAGCUAAUGAACCCCAGACUACUGCUUCGCGGACACAGCCGAGGGAAGAGGAUGUGCGUCCCGCUCCGAGGCAUGGCGGAAUUGGCAUGCUCGCGGAUUCAAUCCACGCCGUCGACGUGGAACACGCUCGAACCAUUGGAGGUGCCCGUACUAUCGGCGUCAAGCCUUCGCACACAAACAAGAUCAACAACCAGGUGACCAUCGAAAUCCAACGUGCUAGUCGCACUCAAAGUCGUAUGCCAUCAGGAACAUCGACUCCCAUGAAUCAACCAUCCGGACUCGGUGCUAGCAUUUAUGCCACCGAUCAGAAGGUGGAUGCCGCGUCCACAGCGGAAGGUUCGGUGCCUAAGCCUCAAGCUUCUUUCAGGUCUCGUCAUCGCUUGGCUUAG
Molecule: messenger RNA, 2181 nt
Organism: Penicillium cosmopolitanum
Lineage: Eukaryota; Fungi; Ascomycota; Eurotiomycetes; Eurotiales; Aspergillaceae
Exons: 8
Coding region: 1-2181 (726 amino acids)
Source: RefSeq, a predicted model, not a curated record